Messenger RNA from Lagenorhynchus albirostris (white-beaked dolphin), 8460 nucleotides. RefSeq names its product Rap associating with DIL domain (gene RADIL). Lineage: Eukaryota; Metazoa; Chordata; Mammalia; Artiodactyla; Delphinidae. The record is from RefSeq and is a predicted model, not a curated record. Gene Ontology annotation, cellular component: microtubule. Gene Ontology annotation, biological process: substrate adhesion-dependent cell spreading; neural crest cell migration; signal transduction. Bases 175 to 3393 code for a protein of 1072 amino acids. Gene Ontology annotation, molecular function: GTPase binding. The transcript has 17 exons.
GCUGUGUGAGGACGCAGGGAGAAGCUGACCGUCUACAAGCCAAGGAGAGAGGCCUCAGAAGAAAUCAACCCUGCCGGCAUCUUGAUCUCGGACUUCUAGCCUCCAGAACCGACGCGGCCUUUUCCCUGCCGUUGGCCAGAGCCCUCAGUGCUCGUCCGUGAAGACGGGCCCACCAUGUUCUAUGGGACCCACUUCAUCAUGUCCCCACCUGCCAAGAGCAAGCUGAAGCGGCAGGGCCAGCUGCUGUCCAGCGUGCUGUCCCGGACGCUGAGCUACAAGUACCGUGACCUGGACACCACCUGCUCCAGCCUGGGCAGCAGCGACGACCCGGCCGAGCUCUCCACCCAGCUCUCGGCCCCUGGGGUCCUGAAGGUGUUCGGGGACAGCGUGUGCACGGGCACCCACUACAAGAGCGUCCUGGCCACCGGCACGUCCAGCGCCCGGGAGCUGGUGAGGGAGGCCCUGGAGCGCUACGCCCUGAGCCCCGAGCGUGCCGGCCAGUACGUGCUGUGCGACGUGGUGGGCCAGGCCGGCGACUCCGGGCGGCAGUGGCAGGCCGAGGGCUUCCGGGUGUUCGGCGACAACGAGAAGCCCCUCCUGAUCCAGGAGUUAUGGAAACCCCGAGAAGGCUUGUCCCGGAGGUUUGAGCUGAGAAAGAGGUCGGAGAUGGAGGAGCUGGCAGCCAGGGACGUGGACACCGUGACGGCAGGGAUAAACGCCCAGGCCCGGAGACUGCAGCGGAGCCGCGCCAAGGGAACCACAGCCCCGGCCGCGGGGGGCACCUGGAGCCCCCCUCCACCCCGCCUGCGCCGCACGGUCAGCGAGACCAGCCUGGGCUCGGCCAUUGCCCCGCCGUCCACUGCCCGGGGCCCCGAGGAGCCCGGCCAGGACGCCAUGCGCUGCUCCCUCUACGAGUCGCCCCACCUGCUGCUCCUGCAGGGCUACAGCCAGCAGCACGACAGCCUGGUCUACGUGCUCAACCGGGAGCGGCACACGGUGGGCCAGAGGACCCCCUCCAGCAAGCCCAGCAUCAGCCUCUCGGCCCCCGACAUCCUGCCCCUGCACUGCACCAUCCGCAGGCGCCGGCCGUUGGGCCGAGCUCAGGCGGGGUCACAGCUGGUCCUGGAGCCCAUCCCCGGGGCGUCCGUCUCGGUCAACUUCUCGGAGGUGGGGGGCCGCGCCGUGGCGCUGCGCCACGGGGACCUGCUCUCCCUGGGCCUGUACUACCUGCUGCUGCUGAAGGACCCAGCGCAGGCCCAGCCCCUGCCCGCCCAGGCCCUGGCCCGCCUCCGGGCCGUGCCGGAGAGCUGUAGGAUGUGCGGCGCCCCGCUCCGGGCCCGGGGCGCCUCGGUCUCCGCGAGGCCCGGACCCCCCCGGGCGCGGCCGCUGCACCUGGAGUUCGAGCCCGACAUGGAGGACGCGCUGCUGCAGCGGAUCAUGACGCUGGUCGAGCCGGGCGGCAACGACCACAAGCUGACCCCCGCCUUCCUCCUCUGCCUCUGCAUUCAGCACUCGGCCACCCGCCUCGAGCCGGGCUCCUUCGGGCAGCUCCUGCUCAAGAUGGCCAAGAUGAUCCGAGAGACGGUCUGGGAGAAAACCAAAGAACUCGCCGAGAAGCAGGCGCACCUCCAGGAGCCCCUCUCCACGGCCAGCUUCACCAUGGCGGGCCUGGUUCCGGACCUGCAGCACAUCCUCUUCUGGAUGUCCAACUCGGUUGAGCUUUUGUACUUUAUCCAGCAGAAGUGCCCACUCUACAUGCAGAGCCUGGAGGAGGACCUGGAUGUCACAGGCUCGAAGGAGUCCCUGUUCUCCUGCACGCUCACGGCCAGUGAGGAGGCCAUGGCAGUGCUGGAGGAGGUCAUCCUGUACGCCUUCCAGCAGUGCGUGUACUACGUCUCCAAGUCCCUGUACGUGUGCCUCCCGGCCCUGCUGGAGUGCCCCCCGUUCCAGCUGGAGUGCCGCGAGAGCUGGUGCUCGGCCCCUCAGCUGCCCGAGGAGCUGCACCGCGUCGUGUCCAUCUACCAGGCCACCCUGGACCUCCUGCGGCCGCUGCAGGUGCACCCCGAGAUCGCCGCCCAGGUGCUGGCCUACCUCUUCUUCUUCUCCGGCACGCUGCUCUUCAACCAGCUCCUGGACAAGGGGCCCUCUCUGAGUUGCUUCCACUGGCCCAGAGGCGUCCAGGCCUGUGCCCGCCUGCAGCAGCUCCUGGAGUGGACACGGAAUGCCGGCUUUGGCGAGGCUGGAGAGCGCUUCUUCCGGAAGCUUUCCUGCACACUCAGCCUGCUGGCCACGCCCAGUGCCCAGCUCGUGCAGAUGAGCUGGGCGAACCUGCGGGCCGCGUUCCCUGCCCUGAGCCCCGCGCAGCUGCACCGCCUGCUGACCCAGUACCAGCUGGCCUCGGCCAUGGGCCCCAUGAGCGCCUGGGAGCCGGGUGCCCAGGACAGCCCCGCAGCCUUCAAGUCAGAGGACGUCCUGGAGUCCUAUGAAAACCCCCCACCCAUCGUUUUGCCGAGCGAGGGCUUCCAGGUGGAUCUGGAGGCCGACUGCCUGGACGACAGCCUCCACCAGCACCUCCUCUACAUCCGCCACUUCCUGUGGAGCCUGCGGAGCAAGCCCAGCCCCGGUGGCAGGCCCGCGCGGCCAGAGUGUCCCCAGGGCCCGCAACACACCAGCCCCGAAGGCCACCCUGAGGACCAGAGCCGCCCCCUGGCUUCCAGGGACCCCGGCAGGGGAGCCCGUGAGGCCGGCUUGGAGCGCACGCCUCCUUCCGUGGGGGACCCCCAGGCACAGGGCCCUCUGGGAAGGCCGCCAGGCCGCGUGAGCCGUGGGGGGGCCCAGGCCGGGGACCCACACGGGGACCCCUCGUGCCUGCUCACGCCUCCCGGCACCCCGCUCAGCCUGGAGCCCGCUGUCCCCGACUGGCCAGAAGCCAGCAGUGCCUGUGGGGAAGUGCUUCUGGAAGGGAGGAGGAACGGGCCGAGCGGCCCGGGGUGCGCAGCCCCGCAAGGAGACUGUGCGGCCCCGGCGGCCGAGCCCCCUCCAGCCCCCUCCAGCCACAGCUCCAGCACGGACGACUUCUGCUACAUGUUCGUGGUGGAGCUAGAGCGAGGCCCCUCCGGGCUGGGCAUGGGCCUGGUCGACGGGAUGCACACACCCCUGGGCGCCCCAGGGCUCUACAUCCAGACCCUGCUCCCGGGGAGCCCCGCAGCGUCCGACGGGCGGCUGUCGCUGGGAGACCGCAUCCUGGAGGUGAACGGCAGCAGCCUGGUGGGCGUCAGCUACCAGAGAGCCGUGGAUCUGAUCCGACACGGGGGAAAGAAGGUGCGGUUUCUGGUUGCCAAGUCAGACGUGGAAACGGCCAAGAAGAUCCGCUUCCGCACGCCCCCUCCCUAGGCGCCGUGCAGGGGCGGCCUGAGCACCUACGCCUGCGGCUCCCAGGUUACGGCCCCUUCUGCCAGGCUGUUCGGUGUGGCUGCAUCACCCACGGGACGCUAGCCGCAGUCCCUAGUGUACAUUUUGUUUUAUUGGUAUGACACGUAACACUAAGUUGUGAUGCUUGUCACAGAGCCUUCGCGUUUGAAGAUUUGAGUGUUAAAGUAUAGAUUCAAUAAACUAUCUUUCGUAUUGUAGAGGGUGGCAGGGCGUGGAGUCUGGGUGGGCACCGUGCUGGCCCCCUAGAAGGGUUGCUGGAGGUGGGGCGGUGCCCUCCGAGGAACUGCUCCCUCCCUGCCAGCGCGGGAGAGACCCCGGGGGGACACGGGGCUCGCUGGGGUGCCGGGAUGGCUCUAACUCGCUCCUCGCCUGCCCUCCACCCUGCCUGCGAACAAGGAGCAGCGGGGGAGGUGCAGACAGCCCCCGGCCGCCAAGGGAAAGGGCCAGAGCCACCCCCAUCAGAGGGGGCUGCACCCUCGGUGAUGCCACACUCAGCACGGUCCCAAAGAAGGGGUCUGGAACCCCCCAGAAGGUUAUAAAGUGAGAGUCUUGACCCACUGUGGGUAUCCAGGCUUCCUCCCUCAGACUCACACCCCUCCUGAUGUCCUCUCUGGUCGCUAAAGCCAUGGCUGGGCCCUAAUACCAGGCUGGCCGGUGCCAGGCUCUCAGUCUGCGGCCCAGCUGGUGUCCACCUGGUGGCCGUUGCUUCACCCCGGUGGGGGGGCCCGCCUCCUGCACGGCCGCUGACCACGUGCAGGGCCGUGUUGGUGUCACAGUGGCAGCGGGCGCGGGCACCUCCCGGCUGGGUGUCUUCGGCAGGUUCGGCAGCGUGCCCCUCCCUGGGCUCUGGGCUGGGGUCCUCCUCUUCGACAGGAACAGAGACUCUGGGGACGAGAGGGUCCCGGCCAGGCAGCUGCAGACACACCCCUUACGUGGAAAGGGGUCUCGUGGAGGGACCAGCGGCCGGAAGACGAGGAAAGUGGAGCACGAUGGGACUGUCAUUUUCUACAUCAGUCGGCCAGCGCUGUAAGUGCUGUGAGGACAACCCGACAGAACCCAACCUCUGGAAGCAGCCACCCUGGUCCGCCCUCGGCGCGGCUGCAGUGGGCGCCCGGCCCAGGUGAGUGCGCCCUGCUCGCGCGCCAUCCUCCGGGCCGCAGCCCAGCCCGUGUCCUCACGGCCUCCGAGGCCCCCGGCGGCUCUGCCGCUGCGGCUGACACGCCUGGGACAGCCCAGCCCCGCCGGAUUUGCACUCGCGUCGUUGGACUGGACUCCCAGCCACCACAGAAGUCUACCCUGCAAAGACAAUGAACAGCCGAACAAGAAGGUGCCCCGUGUUCUGGAAGCUGGAGGAGAGGCCGGGGAGCCCACAGCUGGGAGCGACCGCGGCGCAGACGCGAGGUGGGGACCGAGCGCCACGGGCCGCGGACGGGAAGGGUGGCCCCGGGACUCACGCCGGUUACUCUGCUCCAGCAGGCGCUGGCAGUACUCGAAAGCCUUCUCCCGCAGCCAUUGCUGGGGCGGCAGCAGGUGUCCGGCGGUGGAGGUGGCCGAGAGCACAGACAGGGUGGAGCCUUCCAGCUCCGACUUGUCGUCUGGAAGAGAGAACGAGGGCUCAGGACAGAGAAGGACUCCGCAGGGUGCGAGGAGGGCUGCCGUCGCCGCCUGCCAAGGCCUGCGCCCUGUCCCGCCCGCUGCCACCCCACUGGACACGGUGGUGUAGAUGAGCCCAGACCGUCUAUGACUGCUAGUGGGCUCGCAGAGGAGGAAGAGUUUGGAGAAGCUGUCUGAACGGUCCUGUCGACAUCUGGCUUCUCAGCACGUCUGGGAAAGGCCUUCUGGAGACCACGAGGCUCGGCCCAUGUCGCCCAGGGGCCCAGCACGUCCUGCCUGCGUCCUACCUGCGUCCGGGGCGCUGGAGCCCCCAGGGCCGCUGUCCAGCAGCCAGGCCCGCAGCAUGGAGAAGGCCUGCACGUUCAGCCACUGGUCCUCCGUGAAGCGCUGGCCCGUGGACAGCACCGUGAAGAAGUCCGUGGCCACUGCCCCGUCCACCUCGGUGACAGGGCCCAGCUGCAGGAGGCAAGGAAGGUCAGCCGGCGCUGCAGGGCCCAGGAAGGGCCAAGAACAGGCGGCAUGGGGCGCGAGCCACCGCCCUGGCCGUCCACGCUCCUCCGGGACCACGGGCACCCCGCCCCCACCCAGGGUGCGUGAGCGCAGGCACUUGAGCUGAAAACGCAGCCCUCGGUCAAAUACGGUCCCUGCCCGCGUGUUCCGGGCCUCAACCCACAGAGCGCGCCACAGGCUCGGGGGCUGUGACCAAGGCACCCCCGCACGCCCGAGUGGAGCGAGGAGAGCGUGCUCGUUCUGGAACCAGGAAGGAGGAGUGGGUGGCGGCCUGCAGGCCAGGCCGGCUGAGGCGGCCUGGGGACACGGAGCUCCGAGUGCCCCAGCCUCACCUGCCGGGCUCUAGGCGUGGAGAAGAAGCCCCCGGAGGAGUGGGCGACCGCUUGCUGGACGCUGGCGUAGCGGAGCCAGUCCCCCAGCCGCUUGCUGAGCGCCCUGGUCUGCUCUGUGCAGGGCGGGGGUGACACCGCAGGAACCGAGUUAAGUCCCGCAGGCUCGCGCUGCCUGGGCUGCCGCAGGUCUUCCUAGGAACCGGCAGCAGCCCCGGCGGCCCCUCGCCCCCGGUGGCGGGGUGUGUGCAGACCUUCAUGGAGGGCGUCUGGGGCCAGGCUGGUGACCUUGGACACGACAGGGAGGAGGUGCCUCAGGCUGGGCCCCUCGGGCUGCCGGCUCUCCAGGACCUUGAGGACGCGCUGGGCCAAGCUCCUGACCUGCUGUUGGUCACCCUGCAAACCCCACAGCGGAACGUGUUCCUGCGCGUCACGAAUGCCACCUGGUUCGGGCGUCUGGAACGUCACGAGGGCAGCCCCAGCCCUGCAGCCUGAAUCAGCCUCACAGCCCUGGCUCAUCCCCCGACCCGGAACGGGGGCGGAGGGGGGGAGGGCUGCUGGGUGACAAGGGCCCAGCCGAGCCUGCCCGCCCCACGGGGAGCACGUGGCCUGCUGGUUCACCGAGGCCCCAGGGCCACCAAGGGCAGGGCGGCGGCAGUCACGUUACCUGGGCCAAGAGCACAGAGGCCACGAGGCCCAGCUGCCGCGUGUUCUGGAUGUGGUCGCAGGACAGGCUCAGGCUGUCGCAGGGUGACAUCUCUCUCAGGACAGCGGCGCAGAGCAGCUGGAGCUGCUCGGGGCAGGUAGGCGAGCAGAGGGUGGUCUGCAGCAGUGCCAGGCAAGGCCUCUCCAGCCUGGGGGGAGGGGGCGUGUCACCCCCCCGGGGCCGGGCCAGGCGGCGCCCCCCACCCCCCGCCAUGCCCCAGGGACACGUGCGCUCACCUCCUGUUGUAUUUCGUGGCCGAGACGAUGAGGAAGAGCCUCCGCAGGGCGUCCGGGGCGUCGGGACCCCAGUCCUCCUCUCGCAGUAGCGCACAGACCCGGGCACAGAGCCUCGCCAGCUCCUCGUCCCGGAGCUCCCUAAACAAAGACGACGGCGUCGGCAACCCGGCGACGAGGGACCCGGAAACGCCGCCCUGAGCUGUGACAGGACGGCUCUCGGGCUGGGGACCGGCCCUGCUGAGCAGAGAACAAGCCAGGUGUCGCGGAGGAAGGUGGUCCCAGCACCACCGGGCCUCUCGUGACGAACCCGCUGGCUGGGUACCCGGCCUGGGCCCUCGCCCCCCACCAGGCGGGGGACCCUCGCUCCAGCAGUUACUACGGCAAACCACGCGUUCGGAUUGUUGUUCCAGGACCAGAAGCACAAACUGAUCGGUUUACGAGUCAAAAGUAAGGGGGGUUUAGUCUGAAACCAGUUGCUUUUCAAAAGAUUCCUUCAGUGAGCCUUUAACUUCUGGGAACAAGAAUUAAAAAUGAAAGGUCAAAUGUUAUGACACAUUACUCUAAUACUUAAUUGAAAAAUCUAUCUAUUGAGCAUUUAUAACAGGUAAGAUGCUGAAGCAAGCCUCAAAACGAAGCCUGGUUCAGGCUUACUCCAGCCCCAGAGGCAAGAAAAAGCAACGUGGCCCCAAGCCACCGCGCUGGGAGCUGCUGGGGGGCUCUUGGCAGGGCCCUUACACAGCUGGGCCCCCGCCGCGGGUCCCCGAAGACCACCAAGUCCACUCUGCUCGAGCUCGGGGUCUGCGAUUCUGACCUGAGAUGGCGCACCCCCAGGCUGUGGGGCUGAGGAGAAUGUCCGAGAACCCCGUGGGCUGGGGGUCCCGGGCGGCGGCUUGGGUUUCCCGUUCUCACCUGAAGGCUGGCAGACAAAUCCCAAUGGCUUCCCCACCACGCCUCGCCUCCCACCCCCGUUUCUAUUUUUUCACUUAAUCCGGCCAGAGUGGGAUUCAGCCACCUACAAACACAAGCAAAGGCGCGUGUGGACGAGGAGGGAGGAGACUGAGUUGAGAGGCCGGGUCCAGGUCUGCUGCUCGCCGCGGCGACGGCCGAGGGAGAAGCUGCCACGCGUCCCGCAGUCAGUCAUAACUGAGGCUCCUUCCCAGAACGGUGGUGCCCCUCGCCCGUACCCCAGAUUAGUCCCUUCCAAUGUAUUCUCCAAGUCACCGGAUUCUUUCUAAAAGGCAGUCUGCCUUCACCGGUCAGUAGCUCUCCACUGCUUUCAGACCCAACCCCCAGGUGCUAGCGCAGCUCACAAGGCCGGCUCCUCCUGUUUCUCCUGCUUCCGCCCCUGGCAUGGACCCUCUGCCUGAAACGCUCCCGACUGCUUCCCUCGCUGGCUGACGCACUCUGAGCUUCUGUUUAGUUGUCUUGUCCUUCAGGAAACCUCCCCUGGCCUUGCUGCUCCCCCCCACCCCAACCCAAGUCCCACUCUCCUCACUUGUUCUGCAGUUCACAAGUCAUGCUUCUGAUAACUUUCCCCAGCCUUGCUUUCCAUCUCUGAAAAAUACAGAGAGAAACUAAAAUUUACUCCGAAUCCUAACUCCCAAACUUCAGUAAAGUUCCACCAAGAAUCACC